GCACAUUCAAACGUCAAACCAAAUGCAAUGUAUUUGUAUUGGUUGGUGCAAUCAUUGGAUUUGUUGUUAUUGAAGUGACAUUUGCAAAUCGUGUGAAAUUGAUACUGUCAUUUUAGCGUCUGUAAACUAAAAAAAUCAAUUCGUUGCGGCAAGUAUAAGCCUUUGUGGUGAAAUUAAAGCAUAAUUGGUUUUAAUCGAAAUACAAUCAACAAGAUUUGCAAUAUUUUUUGGUGUAAAAUGGAUGUUGAGCAGUUGAACAUUGAAAUUGGUGUAUUUUUAAAACGAUUGCGCAUGUAUUCCGAACGGAAGAAUGCUCAAAUCAAUGAAAAAACAGUCGAACUGCUCUCAGAUGCGGUAUUACAUAUUGAUUACUUAAUUACGAAUGCCGAAAUAAUUGCAACGGCAGAACAUGACAGCGUUAAAUUCCUUUUCGAUUUGAAUGAGCAACAAUUCGAUCUGCGCCAGUAUAUCGUGUGCCGUUUGUGUGUUGAACAAAUUGGCCUGUCCAAAGAUGAUCUUGAAGCACAUUUGCAAAGAAAUAUCCAUGCGCAUAAACAACAUCAGCAAGCCAUGGUUAAUGGCAAUGGUCUGCCAGCAAUUGCAACCAAUCGAAAGGCCAGUGUCGAAACGAACGGAGCAAAAGACAUGACAAUGGAUUCUGAAUACAAAACGGUUGAUAAAAAUACAAAAUAUCCAGUCACUAUGGGCUUCAUGACAGGAGGCUACAUUAAAGUCGAAGAAACUCCGUCCGUGGUCAAAGUUGUCGGUGAUUCCGGAUCGGCAAGCAAAACAAAAGAGCCAGCUCAAUUCGACUAUGACUCAACAUACUUGAUUCGAGCUAGUAAAAUUCCAUGGGUCGCAACGAAAGAGGAGAUUCUGGACUUUUUCGAUGAUAUUAACAUUUUGAAUGGCAUAAAUGGCAUUCAUUUCAUAGUCGACAAGACAAAGAACAGCUGUAAUGAUGCCCUCAUCCAAUUGGCGAGUGAAAAAGAUUAUCGAUUGGCCAUGAAUCUUAAAGUGAUUCGCAUGGGUUUUUCAUCCGUCAAAAUAUCACAGGCCAACAUGAUUGAAUUCAUAUUUUUGAUAAGCAAAUCAAGUUAUCCAGCGGAACAACGCGCUUUGAGGCUCGAAAAUCUGCCACCAAACUGUUCUACGAUGGAAAUAAAGAAUUAUUUCAAUGGUUGCACAAUCUUGAAAGUUCAUUUGGUGCUGGAUAAAUCGCAGCGGCAAACUGGUGAAGCAUUUGUUAUGUUUGCAAACAUUUACGAAGUGGAGUUGGCCUUGCGCCAAAUGGACGGCAAAAAAAUUCGCAAAACUCUUGUGAAAGCAUUCCGAAGUUCCGAGGAACAAUUCCGUCACUACUGUGAUAACGCAUCAGUAACGGCAUAUCAAAAUCCGCAAAUUGUGCCGAAUUCCAUGCCAAUUCGUGUGAAUUCAGUUCCAGAUUUGUCUCCAAAAAAGAGGGCAAUUCACAGUUCAACAAUCAGUUUGAAAAUGGACGAUGGUGUAUAUCGAAUUUUGGCUCGAGGUUUUCCAUGGCAAGUGAAACCAGAAGAUGUCAGCGCAUUUUUCCAAAAUGUCAUCAUUGUUGGCGGUAGAAAUGGCAUUCAUAUAAAGAAGAAUGGUGCAAUGGAAGCCACAUUCUUUGUCAGUUCAAAGGAAUUCUUGAACAAGGCACUAGCGCAUGACAAGCAACAAUACGACUCACGCACGAUUCAUGUCUCCCAGAUACUAUAAUCAUAAAAUCAUCAAACUUCAUACAUUAAGGCGCACACCGUCAAUGAAAGCCUAUCGUCGAUAGGAAGCCAAAAGGAGAAAGUAUUCGUAUCACUGUUGCACACAGAUAACGGGCACGGGUUACUUACUUCAUUCGUUGAUAAUGCAUAAGUGCCAAAUAUAUAUUCUCUAAACCAUAUUUUCAACCAUGUUAAGGCGAUCUCUAUGAAAAGAUUAUAAGCUGUAUCGACUUGAACAAAAAUCAUACUUAAUUUUUCCAUAUAUUGUAGUGGGUUGGUAAUAUUGAAUCAAUUGUUAAGCACUCAAUAUUUUAUAAUUCAUAUCAAGAAAAAAUAUUCCGUAAUACAUUUACCAUAAAUACCAAAUAUUCUCAUUUCUUUUAAUAAACAGUAGAAUUUUAUUAGAAAAAUUACUAAAAAAAAAACGAUACAAACCAACGUUUUCUCCAAAUCUGAAAAGAAAAUCAUUUGAAUGGAUUGAAUAAAAAAUCAAUUUGUUUAAAUUA
Sitodiplosis mosellana (orange wheat blossom midge) is the source of this 2242-nucleotide messenger RNA. Its product is annotated as G-rich sequence factor 1-like. The transcript is spliced from 8 exons. Lineage: Eukaryota; Metazoa; Arthropoda; Insecta; Diptera; Cecidomyiidae. Gene Ontology annotation, molecular function: RNA binding. Gene Ontology annotation, biological process: regulation of RNA splicing. The record is from RefSeq and is a predicted model, not a curated record. Gene Ontology annotation, cellular component: ribonucleoprotein complex; nucleoplasm. The coding region runs from base 238 to 1737 and encodes 499 amino acids.